Messenger RNA from Sphenostylis stenocarpa, 948 nucleotides. Lineage: Eukaryota; Viridiplantae; Streptophyta; Magnoliopsida; Fabales; Fabaceae. The record is from the annotation of a GenBank genome assembly.
AUGCAGUUCAGUUCAACUUCUACACAGUGUGUGCAAUUAAAUCCUCCACCAAUGUUGCCGCCGCCGAACCAUCGCCGGAGUUCCGCUCCCGCAACGGCCAUAAUUCCCGACUGGAUCUCAAACUCGAUAAAUGGCGGAUCCCUCCGCCACGUCAACCUCCACACUGGCACCAAUGGCUGGACGUCGCCGCCGGGCGACGUGUUCUCCCUCCGCUCCGCCAGCUACCUCAAGAACCGCCAAAAAUCCCCAGCUGGCGACUACCUCCUCUCCCCGGCCGGUAUGGAUUGGCUCAAAUCAUCUGCGAAACUCGAGCACGUGCUAGCACGCGCGGACAACCGCGUGAUGCACGCUCUACGGAGAUCGCAGCAAACCCUAGGCCAGUCUAUGAAGAGCUUCGUCUUCGCCGUGAACCUCCAGAUCCCCGGCGGCAAGGAGCACCACAGCGCGGUAUUCUACUUCGCGACGGAGGAUCCAGAACCGCUCCGAACCGGUUCGCUACUGAACCGGUUCGUGCACGGCGACGACACGUUCCGGAACCAGCGGUUCAAGCUGGUGAACCGGAUCGUGAAGGGACCGUGGAUCGUGAAGAAAGCCGUGGGUAACCACAGCGCAUGCUUGUUAGGGAAAGCGUUGAAUUGCACAUACCAUAGAGGGAACAACUACCUCGAAGUCGACGUCGAUAUCGGGAGCAGUGCGAUUGCGAACGCGAUCCUGCACCUGGCGUUGGGAUACGUGACGGCGGUUACGAUCGACAUGGGAUUCGUGGUGGAGGCACAGACGGAGGAGGAGUUGCCUGAGCGGUUGAUCGGUGCCGUUCGGGUUUGCCAAAUGGAAAUGGCGUCUGCCACCGUGGUGGAAGCGUUGCACGUGGCGCAUGUGCCGCGUGGGGUUGGGUUGGCCAGAGUGAAUCACCAUAAGUCUGCUGAUGAUCUUGCUUUGGCUGAUUAG